Polistes dominula (European paper wasp) is the source of this 7039-nucleotide messenger RNA. RefSeq lists its product as uncharacterized. NCBI's taxonomy places the organism in Eukaryota, Metazoa, Arthropoda, Insecta, Hymenoptera, Vespidae. Gene Ontology annotation, cellular component: nucleus. Gene Ontology annotation, molecular function: zinc ion binding. The record is from RefSeq and is a predicted model, not a curated record.
CAACGAAGACGAAGACGAAAACGGCGAAGAAGAAGACGAAGACGACGGCGAUGACGACAACGUCGACGAAGACAAGGAUGACAACGAUAAAGAUGGAGUCUAGACAAAGUUAUCAUGGACUGUGCCGAUUGUGUGCAUCUCACGACGCUGUUAUGAUGGAUAUUUUCGGUCAGGAGGGCAGAAAUCGACAAUUCAUCGAGAAAAUUCAAGCUUGUUUGCCAUUCACGAUUACAGAAAAUGAUAAUCUCCCAAAGACCGUAUGCAGACGUUGCAUUUUCAACCUGGAGAAUUUUUAUGACUUUAGGACAGCAUGCGUCAAUGCUGUGGCAAUAUUAGAAAGACAUUUACCUCCAAGCGAAACAUUUGACAAAGAUUUAAAUAACUAUACGCAGUGCAGUAAUGCACAAUUCCUAAAAGAAAAAAAGAACAUACCAAUAAUAAUACCAGAAGCACCAAUAGUUAAUCCGAAUGCAGCUCUAGGUACACCGCCAAGAUUAAAUUGCAUUAGUGAAGCGGAUCACGAAAUAGAAGAAUAUCUUGAAAAUGGUGUCCCAGAUGAAGAGGAAGCGUUUGAUGUAGAUGAAUUUGAAUUGGAUAUGGAAACUAAUCCUAGCGAUUUCUUAGAAAUGCCUCCUAUGAUAACUGAAGAUAACGAAGAAACUAAUUCCAAAAAUAUCCCUGCUGCAAUGCAAAAUUCUACAGUAUUUCAACAUACGUUGGAGCAACAUGAAGUGUAUGUUUGUUCGUUGUGUACCAAAGCAUUUAGUUCCAAAGGACACUUGUCCCUUCAUGCGAGAAUUCAUACAGGCGCGGGCAACGUUAUUGGUCAGAAGGUUAUCACCGAUGAUCAUACUUCUUAUAAAAGGCCUUACCAAUGUGAUCUCUGUAACAAAUCUUAUUCAACGGCCAAACAUCGAUGGGGACAUGUAUCUACAACGCAUAAAGGACAUCCUGCUGUUACAUGUGGGUAUUGUUCACGUAUUUAUUCAACUAGAAUGAACUUGGAAGAACAUGUUAAAUCUCGACACGAAGGAGCAUCGAAAUCAACCAAAUUAUUAAAUCCUCUUUAUCGUUCAAAAUCGAAAUAUUAUUGUAAAACAUGUUCAAAAAUGUUUACAAGUAUAGCUGAGUUAAAUAGUCAUAGUCAACUUUGUGCGAAACAUUCAACUGAAGUACAAUCUGAUAUUCCAAGCGGAAGAACAAAUAUGAAAGAACUGGAGAUUGAUACUUCGGAUGUAUCGAGUUGGGAUACAGAUGAUGAAAAUAAGGGAUUUAAAAAUGCGGAAGAAAAAUUAGCGAAAAAUCCACAACUUACGAUAUUAAAACAAGCGUUGAUUAAAGGGAUGAAAAGAAGUGCUCCAGAUGGAGAAAUUACUCCAUCUAAGAUAAUGAAAAUGGAGGAUGGUGAAAUUCAGAAGUGGUACUGUGAUAUGUGCUCUAAAUGUUUUACAUCUGUAGAAGAUUUUAAAAAACACGAGACUACGCAUGAAGCCGAUAAACCUUUUAUAUGUUUAUUCUGUAGUGAAGAAUUUGUUUCAAAAUCAUUGUUCAGGAAUCAUAUUUUGGCAAUGCAUGGGGUUGAUCCAGAUCUUCUUAUAGAUAAUAAUGUAUGUUUAAAACAAAUUGUUCUUAUGAAACCAUGGAGUAAUCAGAGGCCGAUACCUGUAUCUGAUCAAAAAGACACGAUGGAAACUUCGGAGUUAGUUUCGCCUUCAGAAAUAAAUAUAGAAAACGAAGAUGAAAAUCCAAAUAGAAAUAUCCCUGAAAAUUCGCUGGAUAUAGAGACUGUUUUUCUAUGUGAAUUAUGUUCACGGGAUUUUAAUGAUAGAGCAUCAUUGUGGUUACAUAUCCGUGCGACGCACAAAGAAUUUGCUGCUUUUGCUUGUGGAAUCUGUUUGAAAAUAUGUUCCGACAAUAAGCAACUUACAAAUCAUGUUAAUACAUUUCAUGGAGGAUCAAAAUUGCUUGUAUCUGAGCAAAGAAGGUAUAGCUGCACAAUAUGUGGAAGACAACAUGAUUCACGAAAAAAGUUAAUUACCCAUGUCUCGAUUCAUAAUAUUAAUUCUAAAUGUGAUCCCGCAAAUUAUGUACAAUUAAAUAGUAAUUAUUAUAACGAAACGUUAAAUAGUAAUGAAGCAAAUGAAAAUAUUUUGGAAUACGAUGGAGAUGAGGGAGAAAAAGUAGACUGCCAUAUAUGUUAUAAAUCAUUUCCAAAUGAAGACCAUCUUAUAAGACACUUGAGGAAUGCUCAUAAGAACGAGCAAAUGAGUGAGGACAUUGGUAAUGGGAAUUCAGGAAAUAUGAAUGGUACCGGUAAUAAUAAGGCACAAUGUCAUUUAUUUUAUGUCUGUGAGCUUUGUGGUAACUCACAUCGUAGUAAAUGGGAACGUUGGUUACAUGUCAAUAAGGAGCAUAGCGAUGAACCAUCUAUCAGGUGCGAGGAGGAAGGUUGCGGAAAAAUAUUUGCUACCAAAACAUUACGCAAUGAUCACAUAAGUCAUCAUAAUAUGCAAGGCAUUUUUCCAAAUACCUGUGAAAUUUGUGGAAAAUUAUGGAACUCUCGAGUAGAUUAUUGGAAGCAUGCGAUGGGAGUUCAUCAUGCAACAGUACCGUUUAUAUGUGGUAUUUGUCUGAAAAUAUUUAAAAAUUGUUGUGUUCUUCAAACGCAUGUGAGAAAUGUGCAUUGGCCAUUGACAAAUGCUGAUUUUAGUUGUGAUAUAUGUGGAAGACCUUACGCCAACAAAUCUAAAAUGUUAAAACAUAGAACUAUUCAUAGAAAGAAAUAUGAUAUAUAUAACAACAGUAUUAAUUCUAACUUGAACGAAUCGUUAGAAUAUGGGCAUAGUGCACCACCGGAAACGACGGAUUUAGUAUGUGAAACUUGUGAAGAAAUGAAAUUUCCAGAUUUGGAAAGUUUAUGCAAUCACAGACGUAUUGUGCAUCGUCUAUUUCCGUGCGAUCUUUGUAACAAAUAUUACGGCAGAACGUCUCAUUUAUGGAAACAUGUAAAUAGAGUACAUAAAGGUCACGUAGAUAUAACGUGUCCUUAUUGUUUCAAAACGAGUGCGUCUAAAGACCAUUUAGCAGGACAUAUCGCUAAAAUUCAUAGGUAUGAGGUAGAAGUUACAAAGGAUAAUAAGAAUUCAGUAAAUUUCAAAUCUUCUAAUGGAGAAGAAGUGGGUUUACAUUAUUGUGAGAAAUGUAAUAAGGGAUUUUAUAAAAGAUAUUUACUUAGACGUCAUAUGAAAGCUUGUCAGAACUAUCGGAAGGAUCCAGGAGCAUUAUUGACUCGUUGUCGCGCUUGUGAAAGAAUAUUCAAAGAUCGUGCGAGUCUACGAAAGCAUAUUGAAAAUCAUCAUAGCGAUUAUACUUGUCAUUUAUGUGAGGUAACUGUUACUUCGAAAUUGGGAAUUAUGACUCAUAAUCGUAUCAAUCAUAUGAACCAUCCAGAUUUGACUUGCAUUAGUUGUAAUAAACUAUUCCGAACUAAAGAAGAUUUAGAGUCUCAUAAAAAAGAACAUAGAUUUCACGUGAGCCUAAAUGUUUGUGAUUACUGUGGAGAUACAGUAGAGAAUAAACUUAAAUUAAAAAUGCACGUACUAUCAUUACAUCGAAAUGAAAUAGGAGUCUCUUGUGGAGUCUGUUUGAUACCUAUGAAAGAUCCUAAAGAUUUGAAGAAACAUGUCGAAGAAAAACAUAAAAAUGUUUUAUCCAAGCCAAAUACAUGCCACGUAUGUGGAAAACAAUAUGCAUCCAAAUGGAAAGCUUUUGAUCAUACAAAUAAAUGUCAUGGAAAGGUAUUUACACCAUGUAAACAUUGCUUAGCCGUUUUUAUAACCGAUGAAGAUAUCAAAGAUCACUAUGAACGCGUUCAUAAUAUUUCUAAAAAUCAUGUAGCUUUAUUAGAAGGCCGUAUGGAUGUGCCAGUGGAUAUUAUUGUUAAAGAAGAACCAGAUGAUAUCGAUUUUGACGAUGAUUUGUGCGAGAAUGAUUUAAAUAAUUCUAAAGGAAAAAGAUCAUUAAAUGAUACCUUUGAUUGCGAGAUGUGUCCAGAAAUGUUCCUUAAAUAUGAAACAUUAGCGAAACAUUAUGAAAAUGUUCACAAUACUAAUCCAAUGGAUAUGGUUAGAAAGAAAAAUAAUGAUGGUAAACGAAAAGUGAGAAGUCGAAAGAAUUUCGAAUGCGUAUAUUGUAAAAAACACUUUUCUUCUCACAAUUUAUUUUGGCAUCAUAAUAAUGUAUAUCAUAGUGAAUUUAACAUGCAAAAUAUUGCAUCUACGUCUAUUUUAGAAACUCAUUUAAAAAAUAAUAAUCAGAUAAAGAAGGAAGAAGCUUCGUCGUUUAUGAACGAAACAAAUUUGAACAUUCCAGAAUUUAGUUUAUUUGAAGAUAUAAAUUUACAAUUAUCAGCGCAGAAACCUGUACCAAAACUUAUGCCAUUGUCGCAUGUGAAACCACCCGGAACUAAAUGUUCGAGAAAAGAUUCUCGGAAAGUGUAUGAUGAAUCAACAAAUACCGAAUGUACUUGUGAAGUUUGCGGAAAACCAUGGCCCGCUAAGAAACAUCUUUGGCAACAUCUUAUUCGUUUCCAUAAGCCACAAGCGGCAGUAACCUGUGGUGUUUGUUUAAAAUUAUGCCAAUCUUAUGAAGACUUAUCCGACCAUUUAAAGGCUACGCAUGAAGCGAUAUUAACUUGCGAAGGAAAUAAUUUCACAUGUAAAACUUGUGGCAGAUAUCACAAUGCUAGAAGUAAACUAUUUUUACAUAUGAGCGUUCAUAUUAAUAAAGUUGAAAAAUUCUGGUGUCAAAAAUGCCAAGAAGGUUUUGAAAAUGAGAGUAAAUUUUCCGAGCAUCUACUAAUAUGUCAGAAGAACAUUGAAUCGACGAGAAGUAAUUCUGAAGAUAAUAUAAAAAAUGAUAACGAAGAAAAAGGUAGCUUGAUAGGUGAUGAGACUUCGGCCGUCGAAGAAGUAGAUGAAGUAGAAGAAGUGGAUGAAAUAGAAGAAGUAGAAGAAGUGGAUGAAGUAGAAGACGUGGAAGACGUAGAAGAAGUUGAAGAAGUGGAUGAAGUAGAAGAAGAGGAUGAAGUAGAAGAAGUGGAUGAAGCAGAAGAAGUGGAUGAAGCAGAAGAAGUGGAUGAAGCAGAAGAAAUGGAUGAAGCAGAAGAAAUGGAUGAAGUAGAAGAAUAUUUUGAUUUCUUAUCGGAAGAAGAUGGUGCUACUCAGGAAUACACUAAUAGUGAAAAUUCAGAGCAUUCUAGAAGUUUGGACAGUGGCAGUAAUAAUAGUACGAGCAAUGGAGAGGAAGCGGAAAGAGAAAAUGAUUUUGAAGCUAGAUCUAAAUCUAAUGACAGAACUGUAAAUACUGAAAAUGAGGAUACCAAUUUGGAAAAUGCAGGGACGAUUAAAAAUCAAAAUUUAAAUGAUAUGAAUCGUUUCAUGAUACACAACGAAGAUAUGAAAAAAAAUAAAGAUGAAGAAGAAAGUUUAAAAAUCAAAUUGAGGAGUCCUGAAACUAUAAGAAAAUGCCAGGAAAUAAAUAAAAAUGAAGAACAAAAUUUGAAUUUAAGUGAAUCCUUAAACGGCGCUAAUUUGAGCAAUUUUCAUGUAAAGAAGGAAGGAAAAAGAAGUCAAAUAGAUUUUUCAGAUGAAGAUGACGGUCCACCUGUUUUGAGUCCAAUAAUGCCUUUAUUAGAACAGGAAUCUGUACAGCGUAAUAAUCUAAUAAGUGACAUGAGACACAAGGUUAAUCCAAUGGUAACAAUGAAUAACGUUAAAACAUUGGAAAUAUGCGAAUCACCUGAAAAUUGUAACGAUGUUGAAAGAAAUACUAUGUCAUCGAUGGCCAAUCCUAUAAAUUAUUAUGAAGAUCCUGUUAACGAAAAGAUGAAUAUUGGUAUUGAAUAUAGAUGCGAAGAUUUUGAAAAUAUGGAUAACGACGAAGAUAACGAUGAAGAUAAUAGUAUGUCGACCAAUGAGGAUGGACAAAUGGAAAUAGAUGAGCAAAUGGAUGUAGAUGAACAAAACAUAGAUUGUAAUAAUGAAAAUGAAUACGAAAAAUUGGAUAUUAUCAAUGAUUCUGAGAUGGAUACUUAUGAAGAAAAUAUAGACGAAGAGAUGAAGUAUGACGAAACUAGAGAUACUAACGUACAAAUUCAUGAUCUAAAUGGAGCUGUUUUAAUGGUAACUAAUGAUUCCGAUGGUAAUCAAAUUUUAAUUCAACCAAGCGUAUUAACUAUAGGAAACGAGGAUUGCAACGCAGGUGCAACAGCGUUUAUUUAUGAAGAAACGAAUGAGUACGAAAUGGAAGAUUACGGGAUAGUACAGCAGGAAGGAAAUUCUGACGAUAUUCAUAAUAUGUCGUUCACUCAAGAAGAAUCUGACAAUGACGAGGAGGAUAGCAUGGAAGGUAUCGAAAUAACUGAUACAAAAGAACAUUGUAUGAGUGCCAAAAGCGAACAAUUUAACGUAUAAGUCUGUAACAAAACUUGAGUGUAAGAUAAAAGAUAUAUCGAUGUGGGUCCAUAGAUGUGAGGCGGUCGUGUUUAAAAUAAUGUCGUACGUACCUUGAAGAAAAGUGGAGAAAUGAAUGCAUUGUGUACAGUAGUAGUAAUAAGUACAAAUAUUUCUAGCUUUUGACUAAUUUUUUAUAGAAUUUUCAUAUAGAAAAUAUAAUGUACGAUAUAUCAUUAUACCGAAUAACACUUGCAUGGAUAUAUCGUGUUUACAUACAUAUAUAUGUAUAUAUGUAUAUAUGUGUAAACAGAAGGUAUAUAUGCCUUAGAAAAACUGCAAGCUUCCAAAAUCUAAUUUUAAUCGAUUAUAAUAUAUAUAUAUUAUAUAGAUAUAUAUCUAUAUAUAUAUAUAUCUAUAUGUAAUAGUAAUGGCGAAUAAUUGAUAAAAGUUGGAUUUUAUAGCAAAAUUACGUUAAUUAUCAUUUUGGAUAUAGAUAAAUUUUAUAUCAUUUGCGUACGAGUACACGUAUAAUAGAUAUGAAUAUCUAUUAGACACACAUAGGUGGGCCUCAAAAAAAAAAAAAA